AUGCUCAGUCUCUCCUCAAGUUCAGCACGCUCAGUCGCUCCUCAAGUUCAGCACGCUCAGUCACUCCUCAAGUUCAGCACGCUCAGUCACUCCUCAAGCUCAGCACGCUCAGUCACUCCUCAAGUUCAGCACGCUCAGUCACUCCUCAAGUUCAGCACGCUCAGUCACUCCUCAAGUUCAGCACGCUCAGUCACUCCUCAAGUUCAGCACGCUCAGUCACUCCUCAAGUUCAGCACGCUCAGUCACUCCUCAAGUUCAGCACGCUCAGUCACUCCUCAAGUUCAGCACGCUCAGUCGCUCCUCAAGUUCAGCACGCUCAGUCACUCCUCAAGUUCAGCACGCUCAGUCACUCCUCAAGUUCAGCACGCUCAGUCACUCCUCAAGUUCAGCACGCUCAGUCGCUCCUCAAGUUCAGCACGCUCAGUCACUCCUCAAGUUCAGCACGCUCAGUCACUCCUCAAGUUCAGCACGCUCAGUCACUCUUCAAGUUCAGCACGCUCAGUCACUCCUCAAGUUCAGCACGCUCAGUCACUCCUCAAGUUCAGCACGCUCAGUCACCCCUCAAGUUCAGCACGCUCAGUCACUCCUCAAGUUCAGCACGCUCAGUCACUCCUCAAGUUCAGCACGCUCAGUCACUCCUCAAGUUCAGCACGCUCAGUCACUCCUCAAGUUCAGCACGCUCAGUCACUCCUCAAGUUCAGCACGCUCAGUCACUCCUCAAGUUCAGCACGCUCAGUCACUCCUCAAGUUCAGAGGCCCAAAGAUUGUCAGAUCGUUGUGCAGGAAAACCACUCCACACGCACGUACAGUGUACACACUGAUUACAAUACAAGUAACGCGUGUCGCAUAGCAACAGGUGGCCGCUAA
Molecule: messenger RNA, 867 nt
Organism: Bolinopsis microptera
Lineage: Eukaryota; Metazoa; Ctenophora; Tentaculata; Lobata; Bolinopsidae
Exons: 1
Coding region: 1-867 (288 amino acids)
Source: RefSeq, a predicted model, not a curated record